This is a messenger RNA of Penicillium samsonianum, 1575 nucleotides long. RefSeq names its product Zn(II)2Cys6 transcription factor domain-containing protein. The coding region runs from base 1 to 1575 and encodes 524 amino acids. Lineage: Eukaryota; Fungi; Ascomycota; Eurotiomycetes; Eurotiales; Aspergillaceae. Gene Ontology annotation, molecular function: zinc ion binding; DNA-binding transcription factor activity, RNA polymerase II-specific. The transcript has 4 exons. Gene Ontology annotation, biological process: regulation of DNA-templated transcription. The record is from RefSeq and is a predicted model, not a curated record.
AUGCCGCUUUACCCGGGAGCUUCUCAAGGAUGUGAUGAAUGCCGCCGACGCCGCAAGAAGUGUGAUCUUAAAAAGCCUGAAUGUCUUCGGUGCAGCAACGCUAGUAUCAAAUGUAGCGGCCCGAAAGAUUCACGGACGUUCAUCCAUCGGAAUGCUGCAAAUCUGACCCAACAGACUGAUAAAAAAGCGCUACUCUACGCAUUACAAAAUAGGAGAAAGUCGAAGUCAACAGCCGCCGACUUUGAGAGCUCAAGUAGCUUGGAUGAUUCUCCAUCCCGAAGAACUAAGCUAGCUGCCACUGAGCCAAGUCCGCCCUCUGAUAUAAUCUCCAUUGAUUUUCCUGGGCGCCUGAUGUUCUUGGCAUUGAUUGAAGACUUUAAACCUGUUUCCCAGGGGGGUAUCUUCAGCGGCGAUCGAAUAUCGCGAGACGACCCCAUUUAUUCGAGCGCAGCUGUGUGCAUUCGAGCCUUACUGCCGCUCACAUCUUUGCGGAUUGACUCGCUCAAUUUGCCUAUCUUCAGUCUUCUCACGACUUAUAUGGGAAACUUGAAAAAUGAUACGAAGCUAGCACAACUCGCACAGUCAGCGUACAUGUCCGCCUUGAAAAAUUCGCGUCCACAUUUCCAGAAGGUCAUAGGGAAUGGCCAACCCUGUGUUCAACCAAAGGCCAACCUUGAAUUGAUCUUGCUACUAGCUAUAGCUUUCCUGGCCUUUGAGUUCGUGAACGAAAAUGAAUACUCAGACGCAGCUCUUUUGGCCCACAUAGGUGGUGUGUUAAGCAUAUUAGAGCUCUAUGGACCGCACAAUUUCUCUUCGCCACAGAUGCGACAAGCUUUUAGUGGAUUUAGGGGGAUCUUUCUUUCAGUUAGACUUAGCAAACAUAUUCCAACCUUCCUAGCAGAUUCAGAUUGGAUACACCUCCCAUUUCUGAAUUUUCGGAAGACCAGAAUGGAGCUUCUUCACGAUAUUGCGUUGCAGAUACCAUCGCUCUUUUACCAAACAGAUCGAUGGUUUGAUCGGCUUGAGAAUUCUGCUUCCAACAAUCCCAACCGCCGAGAAAUCUCAGACUCUCAGAUGCAAAAUCUAGAAACCGCUAUCUCGCUUUUAAAUGAUCACUGGGCGGUCUUUGAUCAGAUGGAAGAGUGGCAAAACAAGUGGAAAGCUUCCGAACAAGGCCCCCUGUAUUGGCAUUCUGAUAUCCCAAUGCCUAGCAUGGUGAUUGACGUUGACUCAGUUUGCAUACCUUCAUUCCCAGAUGAAACAUACCAAGUCCGCUUCCAAAAUACCCAAAAGGCAGGACUUGCUGUUACCUUCUGGUCCUUUCGUCUGGAACUUCUUAUGGGAAUGAUCAAACUCCAGCGAAGCUUACUCGGCACUCAGGUUGAAUCAUUGGAACAGAACCUGGCCAUGGCCGAAGAAACAGCUUGUCUGAUUCUACAAAUCGCGCCAUACCUUACAUGUUGUUUUGAGGGUGCAGUGGCUUCAAAGGCACCGCUUCGGACUAUAACGAGAUACUUUGAGCUGCGAGCUUUGGAGCAAGACUUCGAUUCACCAUCAACUAGCAUUAGAGCGUGA